Messenger RNA from Oryza sativa Japonica Group (Japanese rice), 1260 nucleotides. RefSeq names its product F-box protein SNE. Gene Ontology annotation, cellular component: SCF ubiquitin ligase complex. Gene Ontology annotation, molecular function: protein binding. Gene Ontology annotation, biological process: regulation of gibberellic acid mediated signaling pathway; gibberellic acid mediated signaling pathway. Lineage: Eukaryota; Viridiplantae; Streptophyta; Magnoliopsida; Poales; Poaceae. The record is from RefSeq and is a predicted model, not a curated record.
GCCUCCUCACUCCUGGCCGUCGCACAUCUCCACGCCGCUUGGCCCGUCCCCCUUGGCCCCAUAUCCUCUUCCACUCGCAACACCAGAUACCCCUCUUCGCUCUUGGAUUUCUUUACUUCUACGGUUCUUACUACGUGUAAUUAAGUGGCUGACAGAGGAGAGUAAUUAGCCGUAGUCUCUCUCUCACUGAACUUGUUGCUUCCGCGGCGACUGCCAUAUUGGUUCCAAGAACCCUUUUAAUCGCCUUUUGGUGUGCCCCCACGAGAGCAUAAGCUCCUAGAGUCAAAACCCCAGCUUUGCUACUCGCUAUAUAUACGCUCUCCACCCGUCUCGCUCUCACCUCUCACUUCGACUUCUCGUCGCUGGCCGCCUCUCCUCCACGAAGGCCGCGUGCGCUGCACUACCCUCGACGCACCGGCACGGCCGGCCGUGCGUGCUAGUGUGCGGUGUUAUGGGUGCACGGCCAGUACCGCGGCGGGAGGAGGUGGUGGUCGUGACGGAGCUGGAGCUGCGGAUGCAGCUGCUCGGCGGCGGCGGCAACUGCUACAACAUCAACGACAACGCCGACCUCCUCGCGGAGAUCCUGGCGCGGCUGGACGGCCGCUCGCUCGCCGCCGCCGCCUGCGUGUGCCGCCUCUGGGCCGCCGUGGCGCGCCGGGACGCCGUCUGGGAGGCGCUCUGCCUCCGCCACGUGGGGCCGGCGUCCGGCCCCACGGCCGGCCCCGCCACCCGCGCCGUCGUCGCCGCGCUCGGCGGGUACCGCCGCCUCUACCGCCUCUGCCUCGGCCCGGCGCUGGACCGCCUCGGGCGCGGCGGCGGCGCCAUCGCCCACGCGCACGCCAGGGCCCGCCUGUCCCUCUCCCUCUCGCUGUCGCUCUUCUCCAUCGACUGCUACGAGCGCCUCGGCGGCGGUGGCGGCGCCGGCGCCGGCAGGCAGCCGCAGCCGUCGUCACUGCUCUUCCUGUGCAAGCCAGUGGACGUCUCGUGAGUCCCCUCUGAAUAGGCGUACACGUGUACGUACGCGGUCGCAUCGCCGCCCACCCGCUCGGGCAAUCCGGGCCGUACGAUCCACGCCGUCGCGUUCUUCUUGGCGUACGUGCGCUGCUACUAGCUUGUCUGGCGCACGACGCUUAACAUAAUUGGUUACUUAAUUAUUAUUAUUAGCAGUACGAACAAUAAGAAUUGAUUAUUAUUAAGCUGUACCUGCGAGCCAUAUUCAAUAUGGGAAAAAAAUAAUUAAUGAUUCCUUUGUUUCUUCUC